AUGGCGAAAUUUGUACGGUUACCAAUUUUUUUAGGACAUUGCUCAGACAGUGGAGUCCUUUGUGAGCAGAUUUGUGUGCCAGUACCGGAUGAUGCCUACGAGUGUUCUUGUUACGGCGGAUAUUCGCUGUUGCAGGACAGUAUCUCCUGUGUUGUGAAUGACUCUAAAAUUAAAGUCAGUUAUUCGUUAAAGCAAAAAGGUAACGAACUACGAAAGAAAUCGAAAGCAUUGGGAUUUGAUGGAAAAUCUCAUCUACUUUUUCCAUCCCCAGAAAGCGCUUAUCUGCAGACAAAUAUCACCAUAGAAUUCAAAUUUGAUCGAAGUGCUGAUGGAAUUUUGUUGUUUGCGGGUUCAAUAAAAAAUAGUGAUUUUAUUGCAAUUUCGAUCAAAAAUGACAGCAUUUUGUUGAGAUUUGACUGUGGUGAAGGGACAGUCGAAGAUCUAUACAGAGGUCCAUUAGAAAAGAAUGUGUGGCACAGCUUACACGUGUUUCGUAAAUUUUGUGCUCAGAGCGAGAUACAAGUGGAUAACCGAAGCUCAAUGACGGAUGAUAUCACUGAACUUGUGCAUUACAAGGGAAUAAGUGUAGACAAAGGGAUAUUUGUUGGUGGUGCGUCAGACAAAAUCGUUGGUCUGGAAGAAAAAGCGGGCACUCGAAGCGGUUUUGUGGGUUGUGUACGGCGAAUUCUUGUUAAUGCUAUCCCGUUACUCGACGUUCAAGAAGGAGUUAAUUUGUCUAAAGAUAAAGCUAAGAAUAUCAGCGAGCCCGAAGAACAAGAGCCAAAGAAGUCGAAUGUUAACGUUAGUUCGGAUAGUAGUGAGAAGAAGGUUAAAGAAACUAGUGUGAAUGUAUUCCAAUCAAAGAAUGUCGGUUUUAACGGUAACUCGUAUGUUCAACUGCUGGCACCGGAAGAUAUUGAUCGAUACAUGGAACUGCGGUUAUCGGUAAAACCAAAAGAAGCGGAUGGGAUGAUUUAUUUCGACAGAGCAAUGGACCGGGUUUUGGCAAUAUAUUUGAAAAAUUCCUAUGUCUAUGUGUUAUUUUCAAUCGGCUAUGAUAAAACACUGUUAAGAUCAGAGUUUCAAAUCCCACUAAAUGUCUGGAAGAAAAUUGAAGUUUGGCGAAGUGGACGGGCAAUACUGUUGAAGGUAGCUGAUCAAAUGUGGAUUGAAAAUCGUAUUUUCGGUAAAUUAUCGCAAGAUGCUGUUACGAAGACAAUAUAUUUUGGUGGCGCUCCAUCGGCUGUAUUGCUAGAUGAUUUGAAAGCGAUAAAAGGGUUUGUCGGCUGUAUGAGGAAGAUACGUCAAAACGCUCGCAUGCUUCAUUUACAUCGCGACGCUCUGGUUUCUGUCAACACGCAUGAUUGUGGUUGGAAUCCAUGCUUCGAGAUGACUUGCGAGGGCGAUUCUAGAUGUUUUAACAAACAUACAUCAGCAGUUUGCCUUUGUCGAUAUCCACGUUAUGGAAAGAAGUGCGAGAAUAAAAGUGAAAACGAAUUGUCAUCGAAAUCAAUGAGAUUUUCUGGUUCGUCUUACCUUCGGUUUGCCAGCAAAGAAGUAAUGGAGCAUGUAAUGGGUGGAACAUUAAAUCUGAAAUUAUCGAUGAAAAUUCCCAAAAAUGAAAACGCAACUCAGUCAGUACAGGUAUUAGUUUAUGCAGCUAAUGGAGAUAAUCAUGGCGAUUUUAUGAGGCUCCAUUUGUUGAAAAAUAAGAAACUGGAGCUACUAAUUGAUUUGGGUUCUGGAGUCUCUGUUUUGUCGCAUCCAAGUACCGUUGAGGAGGGGAUCUGGCAUGAUAUCGUAAUAUUAAGGGAGGCAGGACAAAUUUCACUUAUUGUGGAUGAAUUGGAAAUAUCAACAACGGCACCUGGUGAUUCUAUAGAGUUAAACGUCUACGAUUCAUUGUUUAUUGGUGGUGCAUUAGAUGGUGAUAAGUUGUUUGAUGGUUUUAUUGGCUGUAUCCGUGACAUAUUUAUUGACUCAGCAUCUGUGACACAUCCAGAUCAUGCCUCAGAAGCGAUCAACUUAUCUGAAUGCUCAUCGUAA
Enterobius vermicularis (human pinworm) is the source of this 2046-nucleotide messenger RNA. The record is from the annotation of a GenBank genome assembly. Lineage: Eukaryota; Metazoa; Nematoda; Chromadorea; Rhabditida; Oxyuridae.